Molecule: messenger RNA, 843 nt
Organism: Westerdykella ornata
Lineage: Eukaryota; Fungi; Ascomycota; Dothideomycetes; Pleosporales; Sporormiaceae
Exons: 1
Coding region: 1-843 (280 amino acids)
Source: RefSeq, a predicted model, not a curated record
AUGUUCAGCCUUCCUGGUGAGGUUGAACAGAGUAGCUACAAGCACGGAUGCAUACAACAACUUCGACAGUACAUAGAAAAAUACCCCUCUUUAUCGCAGCCACCGAAAUUACCCACAUCAUUGGACUUCACCCUGAACGUUACCGUGGAUCCGGAACAUGCAUUCCAACUGCACAUCCAACUGCCGUUAUCACGUCCAGACAGCCUUACGCAUGAACAGAACGAGGAUCUCGAGGAGCCGCCACCGCCAAUUGUCCUAUUUCGCUGCCCAACAUGGAUGAGCCGCAAAGCUCAUUCCGAGCUGGUACAACGGAUGCCAAGCGGCAGUCCUGACGCCGUGCUUGAAACAGUCGAUUAUCUGAAGCAAGAAUGCAGCCUCUAUCUCUCCGGUCCCCCAACCUCGGCUUCUCCAUCGAGAAGACAGCAAAGUCACUCCCCAAACCGGGGCCUAGUACGCGUCUGGUUUUAUCUCCAAUCUCUCUCCACACGUUCCAAGCGUGACGACAUGGUGAACUGGGCGUCUAGCUACAAGCUCACUGGAGUCGUCCUCGCUGGUAAACCUGGUAUAUUGUGUCUUGAAGGCCACCCCGAAGACAUCGAUGCAUACAUGUCCGAGAUCAAGACAAGGAGCUGGUCAGAUGUGCCGUCGCAUCAAAAGAAGAUUUCAGAGCGGUUUAGAGAAGACGGCCCAGACGUCAAAAGGGUCUUUGAUGAUAUGCGCGAAGUUACAGGCGACAUAUCAAAGGGCGGCCACAGGGGAAACCGAGGUGAGAUGGGCGAGGUGCGGGCGUUGUUUGACAAGGUUGGGUUGGGAGACGUGUUUGCUGAAGUUUUGGGACUAUGA